This is a messenger RNA of Beta vulgaris subsp. vulgaris (sugar beet), 914 nucleotides long. RefSeq names its product glutathione S-transferase. The record is from RefSeq and is a predicted model, not a curated record. NCBI's taxonomy places the organism in Eukaryota, Viridiplantae, Streptophyta, Magnoliopsida, Caryophyllales, Amaranthaceae. Gene Ontology annotation, cellular component: cytoplasm. Gene Ontology annotation, molecular function: glutathione transferase activity; glutathione binding. The transcript is spliced from 3 exons. Bases 100 to 750 code for a protein of 216 amino acids.
GGCCCCUAUAAAAGCUGAUCAAAAUAAUACAUUUACCUCCGACAAGAAAAAAAAGAAAACAAUACGAUCCAGAAAUCAGGGAAAAGAAAUUAGAUCGAGAUGGGGUUGAAGGUUCACGGCAGCAAUACCUCAACUGCUACACUUCGUGUUGUUGCAACUCUUCAUGAGAAACAGCUUGACUUCGACUUUGUUUUUGUCAAUUUGAGAACUGGUUCUCACAAAGAAAAACCUUUUCUAUCCCUUAAUCCAUUUGGUCAAGUACCGGCGUUUGAAGAUGGCGAUCUUCAACUAUUUGAAUCCAGGGCAAUUACAAAGUACAUAGCAUCCGCCUACGAUGACAAUGGAACGCCACUUAUAUACAAGGACCCAAAGCAAAUGGCAAUAUUGGGAGUUUGGAUGGAGGUCGAGGCUCUCCAAUUUGACAUAGCAGGCAGUGCACUUGUUUGGGAGCUUUUCUACAAGAAUUCUAUCUAUGGACAGCCACCCGAUGCAGCCGUAGUUGAGGAGAACGAGAAAUCAUUGGCAAAUGUCCUUGAUGUUUAUGAGGGUCGCUUGGGUAAAUCCAAGUACUUGGGUGGUGAUUCCUUCACGUUGGCUGAUCUUCAUCAUUUGCCUAUCGUGCACUUAUUGAUGGACACUAAGGAGAAGAAACAUUUUGACGAGCGUCCUCAUGUUAGUGCUUGGUCGAAGGAUAUCUUGUCCAGGCCUUCAUGGCAGAAAGCUAUAGCAAUGUGGAAGCAGGUCUAUUAGACUUGAUAGUAAUGUAAUAAGCAAGCAUUUCCGAAUAUGCUAUCAGUCUGCUACAUUGGUAAUUUCUGCUUUGUUAAUUUUCUGUGGAGUGUGGACUAUAUGUUGCAGUUGUACUUGAUUCCAUGUGUGAAUUUGUGAGUGAUAUAUAGACUCACUAAUAAUAA